Molecule: messenger RNA, 3640 nt
Organism: Microplitis mediator
Lineage: Eukaryota; Metazoa; Arthropoda; Insecta; Hymenoptera; Braconidae
Product: embryonic polarity protein dorsal-like
Exons: 9
Coding region: 940-3525 (861 amino acids)
Biological process (GO): cellular response to stress; regulation of DNA-templated transcription; non-canonical NF-kappaB signal transduction
Cellular component (GO): cytoplasm
Molecular function (GO): DNA binding; DNA-binding transcription factor activity
Source: RefSeq, a predicted model, not a curated record
AAUAAUUUUUAUAAUUGUAAUUAAAUUUAAAUGCUCAUGUUAAUAUAGAUAUUAAAUAUAUUGUAUUAUAAGUAUGUUUUAAUUGUUAAUAAAUAAUUAUUAUUACUUAAUAUUAAUUAUAUUCAAAGAAAAUAUUUAUUUAAAAUAUUGCCGCGCUAUUUUGAAAAUAUUAGCAACGAAAACUUAAGGAAAAUUUAGCGGCUAAAAUUUUGUAAAUCUGUAAAAUAAAUGUAGGAAGUGCGACAGGUGCAUAUUUUACAAUUACAAUGAACGUGUUUGUAUUUUUCACUGUUGUAAUUCACUUUGCGGACAUAUAUAAGUAUAGUGAGUACAAUUUUAAAAUUUAAAAGUGACCCUUGAGAAUGUAAAUGACCCAGGUCUAAGUUUUAGUACCUGAGGCUCCAGAACUCGAGGGGUUACUCUACAGUUUUAUUAUAAAGAUUUAAGUGCUCAGCUUUAAAUGGCAUUAAAUAUUAUUUUACAAAAAUAUUCUUACCUCUGUAGUGUUACCCGAUUCAUAAAAUUUGUCUAUAGUAUGUCUGUAAAUUUAACUCAUGCAUUUACGACAGUACAUGGCGACUAGGGUCUUAGUACUUAGUUCACUCAGUGCCUUGUCAGGAACACUAGCAUUAAGAUUUAAAAUUUAUACAUAAAAAUUUACUAACAAGAAAAGUAUAAAAAUAUUUAUUUCAACGGGCACGAAAAAGAUAUUUAAUAUCGGCUAUAAAUAUAUAUAUUUUAUUGUCAAGCUGUAAAAUUGUUAUUUUAAAAAGUUAUUGUGAAAUAUAUUUUUAAUGGUUGUGAGAUUAAAACUUAUUGGGCGAUUGUUAAUUUUUUUCUUGUAGUUAUUGAAACUGUUUGAGGAUAUUACUGGAAAUUUUUUCGGCUUUUACGUUUUUUAUUUAAAUAUUUAGUGUGAUAAUAAAUGUAAGUGUGACAAUGAAUCACAGAAGACAUGAUUAUCCGUAUGCAGAAAUAAUUGAACAACCUUGUAAUAGAACUCGAUUUAGAUAUGAAUGUGAAGCGCGAUUUAUUGGAAGUCUUGUUGGUUGUAAUAGUACUGAACGUCAUAGAAGCUGGCCUACAAUAAAGAUACACGGCCUUGAUGGUAAUGCGGUAAUAAUAGUGUCGUGUGUCACCAAGGACUCGCCACAUAGACCACAUCCUCAUGAGAUUGUCAGUAAAGAUAGACCGGACCAAGGUGUUUUUACCCUGAAAACUGACUCGCAGGUAGUAUCUUUUCCAAACUUGGGAAUCCAGUGUACCAAGAAGAAAAAUGUUAAAGAGGCAUUGGAAAAACGUGAAGCGCUUCGAGUUGAUCCCUUUCAAACGGGCUUUGAUCAUAAAAAUUCAACGGCUGGAAUUGAUGUAUCAGCAGUAAGACUCUGCUUCCAAGUGUACGUUGAAGAUAGCAAAAAAAAAUGUACCGUACCCUUGCGGCCCGUAGUCUCCGAGCCAGUUUAUGACAAAAAAGUGUUGGGUGAUUUGUCAAUUCUUAAGUUAAGUCACUACAGUGCACCUGCUACUGGGGGUACCCCGAUGAUACUUUUGUGUGAAAGAGUUGCCAAAGAUGACAUCAGUAUUGUAUUUUUUGAGAAGCGUAACAACAGAAUUAUUUGGGAAGGACUUGCUAAGUUUAAUUCCAAUGAUGUUUAUCGACAGAUAUCGAUUGCGUUUGAAAGUCCCGCUUAUUAUAAUGUUAAUAUUCAAGAACCAGCUCAGGUUUUUAUUCAGUUACGAAAGUUAUCGGAUCAUUGUGCGAGCGAGCCAUUGCCGUUCACAUUCACUCCAGUUGGGGCAGACUCUUCAAUUAAUCUUAAACGUAAAAGGCAUAAAUACAGUACAUCCGGUGUAAUAGACCUGGAGACAGAAGCUGGAUCAUCAGUUCCCACUCAUUGUCCUCGCUGCAAUUGCUUUUCUGCAAGUCCAGAAUCUCCUGAAGAAGAACCUAUAACUGAAAAACCUGCAAUUAUUGCCAAGCGAUUGUUAUAUUACCGACCGCAAAAUCAAAAUAGAAAAUUGAAUGAAGUAAACAAACAAUCAGCGAUGGAUAGAAAUCUACAUGAUAUGCAGCCGCUGGAUUUACAUUGUAGAAAAAAUAUAAAUAAUAACGAUGAUAAUAAUAAUAGGAAGAAUAAAAAUAUUAAUAUUAAACAAAUUAAUAUUAAUAAUGUACAACAACAACAACAACAACAACAACAACAACAACAAUCAAUGCCACCACUACGACAACAACAAUCUCAAAUGCGGAAUCAGCAACAAGAACAACUACAGCUAACUCUUCAGCAACAGCAACAACAAAAAAUAUUACAACCGCAGCAACUAAAACUGAUACAACAAUUGAUACAACCACAGCUACAACAUCAACAACAAACACAUCUACAACAACAACAACAACAACAACAACAACAACAACAACAUCAGCAUCAACAACAACAAAUACAACAGCAGCAGCAGCAACAACAACAAAUACAACAACAGCAGCAGCAACAACAACAAAUACAACAACAGCAGCAGCAACAAAAACAAAUACAACAACAGCAGCAGCAACAAAAACAAAUACUACAACAGCAACAACAACAAAAACAAAUACUACAACAGCAACAACAACAAAUACAACAACAGCAGCAGCAACAACAACGAAUACAACAACAGCAGCAGCAGCAACAACAACAACAACCCCAAUCACAGUUAUUACAACAACAACAAAAACUAUUAUUACUACAAUCAAUACAACAACAACAACAACAACUACCACAGCUACAACCACUACCACCACAACAACAACAACAACAACUGCAACCACAACUUCUUCAACAGCAGCAAUGUCGAAAAAACUUCCAACAAGUUCAACAAUAUAUCCAGCAACAAGAAAAACAACCACAACUUCAACAACAGAAUCAAGAACAACAACAACAAUAUCAAUUACAACAACAACAACAGCGCCAAUUACCAUUAAACUACCAAUUACAACAGCUUCAACAAUUACAGCAUAGUCAAUCACAACAGCAAUCACGAGCGCAAUUAAUGCAGUACUAUCAAGAACGGCAGCGGCAUCAAGUUCAACAACAGCCAGAUCAUCACCAUCAAGAACAAUAUUCAACGUCGUAUCAACAUGUUAUUGAUAAUAAUAAUUAUGAUAAUGAUCAUGAAGAUGAUGAUAAUGAUGGUGAUGAAGAAGAACAAGAAGACAGUGAUGACAGCAAUCCUUAUUAUAGUACACAGGUAAUAAUAGCCAACAGGCCGCCGGAUUUCUACAAAAUGAUCAAAACUCUUCCCCCUCAACAGACGUGCAAUACAGGACAACAAUGUACGGGAAAUAUAAAUAAUCAACAAAAUCGACUUGAAGACAAAGAAUCGACGAAUGAAAAUAGUGAUUAUGAAUUAUCGGAGCUCAUUGACCAACAAUUGUCGGAAACGAUGAACAGUGGAUUGUCACUUAUAGGAGAUGAGUUUGAAAUCAAUAGUCCACCCUACCAAGACACGAAUAAUAAUCAACCGAGAUAUGAAGAUUUUUUUCCUUAAUUAAACUGAUGAAAAAUCCAAAUAUUUGUUAUUGUUAUUAUUAUUGUAAAUAAAAUGUAAUUAUAGCUUCUGCAGAUUGUAAUAUUUUUAAAAAAGUUCUAACUUGAGUAUAAAU